CUUGUUCAUUGAACCCCAUAACGUCCCCAAACAGCUCCAAUGGCCCGCUCCAAUGGCGCCAGACUCAUAUAUGAGUCGUUGUUGCGAGUGGGAUACAGGUCCGGCGUCUUCAAUCAGCCCAGGGUCUUUUCAAGUUGGAAUUAUAGGAAUGGUAUUCGAGAAGCAGCCAACAAUAAUAGAAGCUGGUUGCCACUCGGAGUGUUGAAGUCGAAUUUGGGGGCCGGCACUCCAAGAUCGAUUCAUGGCACUGCAUUUACGGCAGCAAGAGAUUACUAUGACGUACUUGGGGUAAAUAACAAUGCAAAUGCAUCUGAAAUCAAGAAAGCUUAUUAUGGGCUUGCAAAGCAGUUGCAUCCAGAUACAAAUAAAAAUGACCCUGAAGCUGAAAAGAAGUUUCAAGAAGUCCAAAAGGCAUACGAGGUUUUGAAGGAUGAAGAAAAACGUGCAAAAUAUGACCAGCUUGGCCAUGAUGCAUUCGAGGAAAAUGAUGAUGGAAGUGGCAAGGGUGGAUGGGGCCCUGACGUCGAAAACAUUUGGGAUAUCUUCCCCGGGUUCCGCCCAAUCUUUGAUAGGGAUGGUGGCAAAGAUGUCAAGGUUGCAGUUGAAUUGUCCUUUAUGGAAGCUGUUCAGGGAUGCAACAAGACUUUAACGUUUCAAGCUGAUUUGCCUUGUGAUACUUGUGGUGGAGCUGGUGUUCCUCCUGGAACCAGGCCUGAAACUUGCAGGACCUGUAGAGGCUCAGGGAUGAUAAACAAAGUAACUGGCCCAUUCAGGAUCCAGGUUACUUGCUCUUCUUGUCGAGGAACCGGGAAAAUUGUUAAGAAUUUUUGCAAGUCCUGUAAUGGGGACAAAACAGUGAGAGGACCAAAGACUAUCAAGCUGGAUAUCAUGCCAGGAGUAGAUGAUAAUGAUACUAUAAGGGCUUAUGGGAGCGGUGGAGCAGAUCCUGAUGGCAAUCAACCUGGUGAUCUGUAUGUUACUAUCAAGGUCAGAGAAGACCCUGUUUUUCGAAGAGAAGGGUCAGACAUUCAUGUUGAUGCUGUGCUGAGCAUCCCUCAGGCCACUUUAGGAGGAACCAUCCAGGUCCCAACUUUGAUGGGAGAUGUUGUUGUUAAGGUCCGCCCUGGAACCCAACCUGGUCAGAAGGUGGUUUUGAAGCAAAAAGGCAUAAAGACAAGGAACUCUUACUCGUUUGGGGAUCAAUAUGUGCACUUCAUUGUCAGCAUCCCAACGAAUUUGAGUCCAAGACAGCGUGAACUAAUUGAAGAGUUAGCCAAAGAAGAACAAGGGGAAUAUAAUAAGGGUGCUGCCGCUGGGGCAUCUGCUUAAAUUCAAUAAGAGGACACUGCUUCGUGACCCCAAUUUCAUCACUGAAGGAAGAUGGAAGAAAGUAGAUUUAUUUUUCCAACUCUAUAUUCCUUGAGGCUUGAGCUUGGCAAUUUUGUUUGAUUAAUUUUUAGGUUUAGCUUUGUCCUUGUGUGUUCAAGCUCCACAAAUCUUUACUCCUCAUAGAAGGAUCGUAUACUAUCAAUGGCUGGAAUCUGGACCAGGUUACUCAGGCAGCACAUUAUUGUUAUGUACAUAUAUCCCUAUAGCAUUUAUUAAGAAUUGCACUCUAUUUACGUUGGCAAUGAGAUGAUAAAUGAAUUGCAUUCUAUUUAUUAAAAA
Molecule: messenger RNA, 1668 nt
Organism: Rhododendron vialii
Lineage: Eukaryota; Viridiplantae; Streptophyta; Magnoliopsida; Ericales; Ericaceae
Product: chaperone protein dnaJ GFA2, mitochondrial-like
Exons: 19
Coding region: 40-1329 (429 amino acids)
Biological process (GO): response to heat; protein refolding
Cellular component (GO): cytoplasm
Molecular function (GO): ATP binding; heat shock protein binding
Source: RefSeq, a predicted model, not a curated record